Molecule: messenger RNA, 3177 nt
Organism: Megachile rotundata (alfalfa leafcutting bee)
Lineage: Eukaryota; Metazoa; Arthropoda; Insecta; Hymenoptera; Megachilidae
Biological process (GO): regulation of gene expression
Cellular component (GO): nucleus
Molecular function (GO): protein binding
Source: RefSeq, a predicted model, not a curated record
ACGCUCGUUUCUUUCUCGUAUCGAUCAUUGAAAAUGUGUGUCUCGCGACAUCGUGCCAGCACGCGAUAAGCGAAAGGAGGGAGCGACAAAAAGAGAGGGACGGGGACUAGGAAAAAACAAGAACGUCUUAACGAUAUGUAUUUAUGCGUCGUGACGGUAUCGCGCGCGGAGAUCUAUCGCCCCACCUUCUCCGUUGAACCAGCGUAAAUUCCAAGUGGAAGUAGUGGGAUCCAGAAUCGAUUCGGAUCGAAAAGAAGUGGCCAGUCGAAUCGGAACGGUGCGGUGGUGCUCCGUUCGUAAAUACGGAGAUCUCGGACGAAUUAAAUCGCAUUUACCCGCGAAAGCGCGUGAAUUUCGUGGGAUCGGAACAGCUGCCGCGCCGCGUUCGUCAAACGGAUCGGCGCGAUUAACGAUGUACACGAGGUCGCAGACAGAACUAAUAAAGGACGCGUGAAUAAUUGCUGUAUGAAAUAGCCGAGUGCGUCCUCUCGCGUAGGCGUAAUCUUGUUUUGUUUUCGUAAAAGUAUCUUCCUUUUGACGGACGAAGUCGACUCCGAUUGACUCGAUACGCCGCAGCGCGCGAUAAUGCAGCGACGCUUAUUCUUUUCGUAGGCUGUUCGAUAGAACGCCAGAAAAAUUCCUCUGCUCCGCCAUAUGUUUCUCCUACUUCACGAUAUUUCGUUCGCGUCGUUCCUGUUGGCGCAACGCCGACCUUCGCGUCGUCUCCAUUCCAGCGAACAGACUCGAAUUUUACCAAGUACGAGGUUAUUCGAAAGCGGUUAAGUCUAUCGUAUGUAAUUCGCUCGUAGGCGACGAAACGACUCGACGAUAAAGAAAUGCGGUACGGAUUGUUUCGCGGAAGCUGCGAAAAGAAAGAAGAUUCGCCGAAGAUGACCAACGCGUGCGUAACGUCGGCUCUUCGAAGUCAGAGCACCGCGAUGAACUCCAUCGAGGACGCGAUCGAAAAAAUCCGCCGUCUCCGAGUUACGGCCGACGACGAAGAUGCCGCGCGGCCUGAUCCAGCAAUCGAUCGCCCGAUCGAUCACGAUAAACGCGACGAAGGAGACGAGAAGGAAACGGAAGAGGAAAAGGAAGAAAAGGACGAUAGCGACGGAAGCGACGAAGACGACGAGAACAGCGACGAAAGCGACGAUCUCGUCGAACGUGGACCGAUGAAACAAUAUUCUCCUCCGACUCGUGCUCGACCAUAUCACGUGAACUCCGAACGGCGCUUUUUUUUCGAUUUGCACGAAAGCGUACUCCUCGAUUACGAUAAAAGCGUAGAGGAAAUACUGAGGGACGAAGAUCUAUUGAGCACGAACGAGCUGAAUCGAAAUCGCCUCGCGUCGCAGGAAAACGAGUCUAUUUCGCUAUCCGACACCAACGUGGACGAUUCUGCGGGCAACCGGUUAUUGGAAGACGUGUUACGCGGUGUCUUUCAAGCGGCUCAACCCGCCGCGGCCAAGGAGAACGACGACGCUCGCAGUUUUUGGGAAAAUCACGAGUCCUCGUAUCUCACCGAAUCUCACGCCCCGGCCGCUCGCACGGUCUCCGAUAGUUCGAGCGACACGCUCCCUCCGGCCCCGAAUUCUAGGAUCGUUCCGUCCAUGUACAGAGAGCCACAAUCGUCCUGCUACUCCUACAGCUCUUCGUCUUGUUCCUCGAAUCAGUCGUUCGGCGAUGCUGCCAGUCCGAAAAGCUACCAGGCGCUGGUCGGUCCGCGAAUCGAAACACGACGGAUCGAAGAACAAGACUUGGACGAUUGUUCCUUUUGGAAGGAACAGGAACUCGAGUCCGUGAAGAGCAGCGCGAUAAGCGCGAUACUCAAAGAGCUCGUGAACGGUUUAGAAGAAGAGACCGGUGUCCGGACAGAGGAAACGCGAGGAUCCGAUUCUACCGCCGUCACCGGAGGCUUCGGUCCGAUCGGCGAAUCAACGAACCUGCCGUCGUUCGCCGAAGUGAAACGCUCUAAUCCCAUCGUCGCCGAUUUCUCUUCUUGCCUGUCGGAGAUAUCCUACUCGGAUCUUGUCCCCGUGCUCGAUUCGCUCCCAAACUUUUCGCCGUCUCCGAACACGAUCCACACCGACCGCCCUAACUCGAAGGAGCUCGAAAAAACGGUGGAAUCGACAGGCGCGAUCGACGACUCGCGAAUACCCAAGGUGCUUGCGUCGUUCGAGUCGCGACCUCAACAAAACCGGAACAAGUCCGAGCAAAACGCGUCACCCUGGUCGUCCUUGAACAUGCCGAUGAUUCCGGCUAGCGACAAACUCAAGGAACAACUGGAUGCUACGGAAGUGAAGAACGCCAUGAUCGACCUAUUGAAGUGGAAGGUCGAGGAACUCGCUCGACAAGACCGCGACGGGGACACAGCAUUGAUGUGUCUGGUUGGCAAUCUGGACGAAUUCCUCCGAAAGAAGGCGUACCUCGUACCGCUGGUCGAACGACUGAACACUAUGAAAGGAGCCAUCGCGAUAACCAACCGUCGAGGCGAGGACGCUCUUUACUUGGCCGCGUUGAAUUUUCCGCAGUUCCCUUACGUCACCGGAUACCUGGCUGCGGUGAUGCUGCAGAAGAACAUCGACAUUGCUCAACGGCUGUAUCGUAUUUCCGGUGACACGUUGAUACACGCGGUCGCGGCACAAGGAGAUUCGCACGCGGAGGUGCUGGCCGAGUUAUUGUCUCUGAAAACGAGCCAAGGACACGCCGUGUUCGAUCUGUCGAAACGCAAUUACGAUGGAAAAACGGCUCUGCACGUCGCUGUCGAGUCGCACAACCCGGUCUAUGGUGGCACUUGGUCGUUGGCCAGCGUGAAGCUGCUGCUAAAGUACGGCGCUGAUCCUAGAACGAAGGAAACGAGAAGCGGAGACACGUCGUUGCACGUCGCAGUGUCCCGAACGUGCGAUCCAGCUCUCGUGAAGGUAUUAUUGGAGGCGCGUGGCUCCGAAUCGGUGAACGCGAUCAACUACGAUCACGAUACGCCGCUGCACGCGGCAGCAGCUGCAUCGAACGUCCCGUUAUCGCGACAAACGGAGAUCUGCUGGCUGUUGAUUCGCGCCGGAGGCAACACGAACCUACCCAAUAUCCGAGGAGAAGUUCCAUUGGACCUAGCCCCGUCGGACAGGAGAGAAGCUAUCGCGAAGAUCUUUUAUGCUAUGCCGUAAUUGCCUAGGAAAUCCC